CAAUCCGUCGAUCUGUACUCUGAUCACCCCGUGCUAGAGCAGACAAAGAGACUCUUCCUGUCCGAAAUCAUCAUCGCCUCUCCAGUCUGCUUCCUGACAACCUCGAUCCAGUCGAACCUAUCUUGUGCUGGUGUAAAUCAAUCCAUACACUCAUUCUCUACCUUUUUCAUCCCAUGCCACACGCAGAAAAAGACGUCAUGGGCGAGCCAGUUGUCAACGGAGAUCACCCUCAAUCCCAAUUCAUCAACCACCUCGCCUCAUAUCCCUUCGUCUCCGGAUCCCUCGAGAACAUAAAGGCCAAUCCCUACGGCCAGAAAUCGCUCGAGCUCGCCGACCAAGGCUACUCCCAGUUCGCCAAACCUUUCCUCCCCUACCUCGCCAAACCGUACGGCUACGUAGCCCCGUACGUCUCCAAAGCCGACGAGCUCGGAAAUGAGGGCCUCAACCGCAUGGACAGCACCAUCCCCGCCGUCAUCCACGCCUCGGAGAAUAUCAAAGAGACCAUCAGAGGAUACGUCUCUGCCCCUUUCCGCCUUGCGGAGGACGGGAAGGGCUACGUUCUCGAGACCUAUUCGUCUGAGCGAAAUGCGGUCGGAGACGGUUCCUUCUCGCGCAGCAAAGCUGCUGUUUCAACUGGCCUAAGGCUCACCGCGGAUUCCUGCCUGUGGCUUCGGGGAUACCUGAUCCCUGAAGCGAAAACCAACGAGGCCGCGAAGAACGGAAAGCCUCGUCGAAACGGCGAGAAGGCCAAGCCUGCCAAAAGUUGAUUGACCAUGGCGUCUUCACAUAUCUACAUUCUGGUUUUGUACCUCGUCGUCCUCGCUGUCUGGGUUGGAUUUAUUUAGAACUUCAUGGUCUAGAUUGCAAAAUCUGAGUGUACUGGGAUCUGGUUUGUAUUCCUUUUUUUCUUUUUUCUUUUUUAGCUGGCUUGAGUUUUGCAAUCGCUUCUUGUCUCCGGUUAGUUAUCUGGGCUGGGUUCCUUUUUUUUCUUUUUUUCUUUUUCUUUCUUUUUUCUUUUUUUGGAGUGCAAGAAAAAAAAAGUCAUCGAAACAUAUCAUCCCAUCUUCAAUCCAUUCGUUCUUCUUUCAUCUUUCAACAGUUAUCGCCCUUUCUAGUCGAGAACCCCUUUCCCGCCUCUCCCUAUCAGUAUGUAUGUACUAUACAACUCCCCUGGGCGGCUU
Coccidioides posadasii C735 delta SOWgp is the source of this 1181-nucleotide messenger RNA. RefSeq lists its product as uncharacterized. The record is from RefSeq and is a predicted model, not a curated record. Lineage: Eukaryota; Fungi; Ascomycota; Eurotiomycetes; Onygenales; Onygenaceae.